Molecule: messenger RNA, 1254 nt
Organism: Clonostachys rhizophaga
Lineage: Eukaryota; Fungi; Ascomycota; Sordariomycetes; Hypocreales; Bionectriaceae
Source: the annotation of a GenBank genome assembly
AUGGCUCUCUUCUCCUCUAAGAGUGGCGAGAGUCUCACGAACCUAGAUUCCCAGAACAUGGGAUCAGACAAAGCAUCUACAUCGGUCGAUACCAAACCGUUGAUCUCUCAGCUGAAGCUCAUCGCCAGUGACCCAUCGGUCCUGAAGGGGCUUGAGAAUGGCGAGAGGUUGCAGUUGAAACAAGUUGCUCGCUCUGCCGCCGAUGCUCUGGAGACGCCCUUCGAGACCAUGGUCCGCAUUGCGUACUCGCCUCUGCUGCUGGUUACGGCUCGCAUUGGCCAGGCUCACGGAAUAUUUGCCAAACUCUGUGCCACAACGGGCCCCGUCUCCUUGGGUGAGCUCUUGGCAGCAUCGAAAAUUCCUAGCGAUACUCUAGAGUCCAUCAUGGACUCUAUAUGUGCCCGAGGAAUGGCUGCCCGAGUGGAAGCGCAGGCUUUUACUGCCACACCUCUCACACGCCUCUUGUCCUCACCGGAGCUCCGGUCAGCCCACACCCAUUAUCACGAUUCGGUGCUCCCGGGUUUCGCAAAACUCAAGGAAUUCCUGCAAAACCCCCACGGCCCGCGCACGGCAUGGCAGAUGGGUCACGACACGGACCUCAGCUAUUACGCCUGGCUUGAUGGCCAUCCUGUCCUGAAGGACGCGUUCCACAUCUAUAUGGAGGCGCACGUCAUCGGCCUCCCGACGUGGCUGGACGUGCUCGACUUCGAAAAGGAGCUGGCGGCCGGCGCCCGAGCCGACGAUGUGAUUUUCGUGGAUGUUGGGGGGAGCAAUGGCCAGCAGUGCGCGGCGUUGAAGAAGAGCUACCCCGGGCUGCCCGGCCGGGUCAUCCUACAGGACCGACCGGCGGUGCUGGAGAGUGCGCUUGCGGUUGAGGGGAUGGAGAAGAUGGGCUAUGACUAUUUGAUGGAGCAGCCGGUAAAAGGCUCUCGCGUCCUUUAUUUUCGACAGAUACUUCACAACAAUGAUGACGAGACGUGUAAGAAGAUACUUCGAGCUCAGCUGUCGGCCAUGGACAGCAAUACUGUCCUCGUGAUCGACGACAAGGUGCUUCCGGAUCGGGAGCUGCUCACAGAUUCGAUGGAUUCUGAAUACCAAGCGUCGUUGAGCCUGGUUAUGAGGACCCUCUUCAAUAGUCAAGAGCGGAGGGAGGCACACUGGAGGAGACUUGUUGAGGAGACUGGGCUGGUAGUCAGGGAUAUACGGAAGUAUACAGAGUGGGAUGACGCGGUCGUUCUCUGUGUCAAGCAGUAA